CACAAUGCCUCGGAAGCACUUCUCACUUCCUGUCAUGGCGUCCGCGCAGGCGCGCUCGAGCCCACCGCGCCGUUCCGCGUAGAGCCAGCGGUAAAGGGAACGUAGAAAGGAGGCCCGAAGAUGUCUAAGGGCCCUGUCCCCAGUUCACCGUCCGCCUCGUCCACUUCCCCGGCAGCAGUGGCGGGCGGAGCGCUCCAGCCGCAGCCCGAGAAGCCGCAGCACUACACGUACCUAAAAGAAUUCCGGACUGAGCAAUGCCCCUUAUUUGUACAGCACAAGUGUACCCAGCAUAGGCCCUAUACUUGCUUCCAUUGGCACUUUGUCAACCAGCGGCGGCGAAGGUCAGUACGACGUAGAGAUGGGACAUUCAACUACAGCCCAGACAUCUACUGUACCAAGUAUGAUGAGACUACAGGCCUGUGCCCUGAAGGAGAUGAUUGUCCCUUCCUACACAGAACAACGGGUGAUACAGAAAGAAGGUACCACCUACGCUAUUACAAAACUGGUAUCUGCAUCCACGAGACAGACUCCAAAGGUCACUGUACCAAGAAUGGGCAGCACUGUGCCUUUGCCCAUGGGCCCCAUGAUCUACGCUCCCCCGUGUAUGAUAUAAGGGAGCUGCAGGCCAUGGAGGCACUACAGAAUGGACAGACACCCCUCGAUGGAAGUAUUGAAGGACAGACUGCUGUAGCUGCAAGCCAUGCCAUGAUAGAAAAGAUUUUAGGAGAAGAGCCACGUUGGCAGGACACCACGUAUGUUCUUGGACACUACAAGACAGAACAGUGCAAAAAGCCUCCACGACUUUGUCGCCAGGGGUACGCAUGUCCUUAUUACCACAAUAGCAAAGACAGAAGGAGAAGUCCACGCCAAAAUAAAUACAGGUCUUCCCCGUGUCCAAAUGUGAAACAUGGAGAUGAGUGGGGUGACCCUAGUAAGUGUGAUAGUGGAGAUUCAUGCCAGUACUGUCACACAAGAACAGAGCAGCAAUUUCAUCCUGAGAUUUACAAAUCUACAAAGUGCAACGAUAUGCAACAGUCUGGCAGCUGUCCACGUGGCCCAUUUUGUGCCUUUGCACAUGUUGAACAGUCUCUUCUAUGUGAUGACUUACAAUCUCCUUCAGCUGUGUCAAGCCCUACACAAACCGGACCUGUCAUGUAUAUGCCUUCAGCUGCUGGAGACUCUGUCCCUGUGAGCCCAUCCAGCCCCCAUGCACCAGACUUCAGCAGCGUCUGGGGUAAAAUGAGCCACCUUCCCACCAGUCCAACACCAGCAUCAAUGCUGUGUGCCAGCAUAGGAAGCCCAACUCAUCAUUGUGGCUCUCCUCCGGGAUCUCUUGGGAAGUCACACAACCUGGAUAGCCUUGGUUUUCAUGGUGACCUCUCAGGCAGCUACAAAAAGGCCCCAGGGUGUGAGAGGGAAGACUCCACAGGGACAGAUUAUCUUAAGAACUUCAAAAGCCAGGCAAAGUUAAAACCACAUCCGAUGGAGCACAGAAAUCAAGAUCAAUCUCUUCUACAGUCAAAGCAGGAUGCAUUAGGAAUAAUGCCAAUGGGGAGCCCACUAACCUCAAGCAUUUCCUCUAGUAUCACUUCUAGUCUAGCUGCGACUCCUCCCAGCCCUGCAGCCAUAAGUGGCACUCCUGGUAUGAAUGCCAAUGCUCUGCCCUUCUACCCAACCAGUGACACAGUAGAAUCUGUCAUAGAAUCUGCCUUGGAUGACCUAGAUUUAAAUGAUUUUGGUGUUGCUGCUUUAGAGAAGUCGUUUGAUAGUACCACAGUUACCACACCUGGCGGUAUAAUGAUAGGUGGCAGCCUAAUGCAGAGCUCUGCUCCUGUAAACAUCCCUGGACCAUUAGGAAGCUCAGCCUCCUUCCAUUCCACAUCUCCAUCUCCACCUGUCAGCAUCUCCUCACACUUUAUGCACCAGACUUCUGGACCACACAGCCAAUCAGAAAGCGCCUUUCUCAGUACAUCAGCCACCCACGGCUCACUAGGCUUAAAUGGCAUGAAUAACAGUAUAUGGGAACAUUUUGUGUCGGGCAGCUAUUCUCCAGGGACGUCACCUGCGUUCCCGUCUGGGGCAGGUGGAGCCGAGCUUGUUAGAUUACGUCAGGAGCUGGAAGAGGCCAGUAAUACUAUCAAACAAUGGGAGGACUCAUGGAAACAAGCUAAGCAGGCCUGCGAUGCCUGGAAGAAAGAGGCAGAGGAAGCCAAUGAGCGGGCGACUACAGCUAGCAUGGAAUGUGAACUGGCGCGGGAGCAGAGAGAUGCUCUAGAACAACAACUGAAGAAACUGCAAGAAGAGUUGGAAAGAAUCCCUGGAACACAAGAUUCUAAAUUACUUGAUUCUAUUUCUGAUUUAGAAAGUCUCUCUUUAGCCACGUUAUAUAGCAUUCAGAGGCAGCUACAUGCCAACUUGGAAAGAGUUGAAAAGGCAGUUUACCAGCUCCAAUCAGUUAAAUGUCACAAGUGUCAGGACCAGAAUAGAGCGAUGCUACAGUGCCAACACGGCGUGCUUUGUAAAGCAUGCGCUGCUGAGGAUGGAGACUGUCCCAACUGUCAGCUUAAUAUAGCACCCGUUUUGCAGCCAUGACCUCUGCAAGCCUGACUCCCAGGCUACUCAAAACUCCUUUUUAUAUAUACUGCUAUAAAUCAAUAUAUAUUCAUACAACGGAAUCCUAGUGAAGCUGAGCACUUUUAAACAAAGAAAAAAAAUUUCAUUCCUUUGGAACUUGCUACAAAGCCUCAGAGUUUUUCUUCCUCUGAGAGACUCGGUAUUAUAUAAUUUCUAGAACCUCCUACUUAAGGAUUGCUGCCCAUCCAUAAUGGGAUGCAAGAGAUUUCUUCUGUGAUGAUAUAUUUUAUCGGGGCCAAAUAAUGUCCGUUUUCCCAUCUACAAGCCGCAUCUUGAUAAGCGCUUCAAAAUUUUCAGAGGUGAGUCAGAAGCUGGUCAUCAUUGUGACAUGCCGAUUAAGGAACACAACCUUCCAUGAAAGAUAACAAAGACACUUGCUGAGAGACAAUUCCUUGUGAGCAGAUUGGCGGCUGUGGAUAACACUUACCUGGGGCCAGCCUUGAGUACAACGGUCUUGAACACAACAGGGUUCUGCUUAAGCUCCCCCCUCAUUAGAAUGCCUAAAGAAUUCUCUACGUUUAAUGUGAUAUCAGAAAUAGCAGCAUUCUAGUGUAGGAUUUGUGAUCAAGUUCUCUUGUCUCACUUAAAGUAAUUCAUAAACUCAAUUAGAUUGUGCUUUCAUGCAAGUAAUCAUUUCAGUAUUGUGUGUCCGAAAAGGAUUUUUGUUUUGCAUUAAUUAAUAGCCUAAUUUCUUGCAAUCAGAUCUGUCUUUAUUAGUGAGACAAUUAAGUUUCUCUUCAAUGUUGAAUUUUACUAUAAAACCGUCAUGGUUAAGGGCAAGCCUGAAAACGAGGCCUAAACUUCUCCACUAUGGAAAAAAAAUGCCCGCACUUUAAGUAUUGCAGCCUGCAUGGGUAAGUUCAUACGCUAACAAGGAAACUGACAAAAGAUGUGUGUCCUUAGUUCCUUAUACCACAAGCUCGUUACAUGUUCUAGAGACUAACAAGUUCUUUUAAACUUUUGUCGUUCUGCAUUUGUUUAAAUUGUCUG
Messenger RNA from Nanorana parkeri, 3624 nucleotides. RefSeq names its product unkempt family zinc finger (gene UNK). Gene Ontology annotation, biological process: cell morphogenesis involved in neuron differentiation. Gene Ontology annotation, molecular function: mRNA CDS binding; metal ion binding. Bases 121 to 2592 code for a protein of 823 amino acids. The record is from RefSeq and is a predicted model, not a curated record. Lineage: Eukaryota; Metazoa; Chordata; Amphibia; Anura; Dicroglossidae. The transcript has 17 exons.